Oenanthe melanoleuca is the source of this 3390-nucleotide messenger RNA. RefSeq names its product Enah/Vasp-like (gene EVL). The record is from RefSeq and is a predicted model, not a curated record. The coding region runs from base 966 to 2822 and encodes 618 amino acids. Gene Ontology annotation, molecular function: SH3 domain binding; profilin binding. NCBI's taxonomy places the organism in Eukaryota, Metazoa, Chordata, Aves, Passeriformes, Muscicapidae. Gene Ontology annotation, biological process: positive regulation of actin filament polymerization; actin polymerization or depolymerization. The transcript has 9 exons.
CAAUUCAAGCAGAUACAAUCUCUCCCUGACUGCCUCCUCUGGCUGUUGUUGGGGUUUGUGGGGUGCUGUACAAAAGCUAGACAGUGGUUAUAGUUUCAAUUAUAUUUUGAAGAUUAGAUUUUCAGCUAGAGACUUACAAGCAUUUGGGCAUGGUUGUGUUGUUUUGCAGGGGCUCAGGUCUGAGGUAUGCUGGUGGAGCUAGGCAGGUUUUGCACUUGGCAUAACUUGCACAGCUGAGGGAAUUUUAGGUGUACCAAGGGGCCUGGCCAUGCUUCUUCCACACCCCUGAGGACAGCAGGUAGCACAGCCACCACAAGAGUGACUGUGUUUGCAGGGGAUGUCAGCACAAAGGGGUUGGUGUGCUGGAUGUGCUCAGGCACUCCCCAUUGCUCUGCAGCACAAAAAAACUACAGCACAGAGGAAGAUACAGCUCUAGACACUCUUCGCUGGGGAUUUUGUGAUCAUGAAGUCUUCUGUGAACUUAUUGGAAAAUAUAUAUAUAUUUAAUGAGCUAACAAAAAUCUUCUAUAGCAUAUUAAGUUGCACUAAGCUGAGAGAAGAGAUGACAGGAAUAGUUUAUAGCUACAAGGUAUGGCUUGAGCAAGCAAGGAGGCAGAGCAAGCAAGCCAAGAUGACCAUCUUGUGUUUGGGCUUUGGUUUUGGGCAAGUUUUUUCAGUUGAUAUGGCCACAUAAGUGAAAUGUUUUUUCCCUCAGCUGUUAAACUUUUUUACUAGAAGCCAGCUCAGACACACACACAUGCCUUUGGUGACAGAAAGAGCUGGACUCCUGUUUCAGCAGAGGUUAGAGUGCUGUUCUGUAUAGGGAACUUAGUCAAAAUCCUGCCUUGGCAUCCACAAGGGAUGGGUCAUGGCUCCUAGGGGCUGCUGGCUGAUCCCUCUCUGCCUACAAGGUGGCCACCUGUGUGUUCAGCGUGUCCCGUGCACCUGUCCCUGGUGCAGGGCUGAUGCUCGUGAUCCUGACUCAGAUUCACGUGGGGUUUGGAGGAGCCUCACUGGCACCAGAGCAUGCAGCCCAUCCCGUGCUGCAGGGUUCUGCUCUGCACACCCCUCCAGUUCUGCUGAGGGCUGGAAAUCCCCAAGCUGGUGCCUGCACCAUCUCCUCUUUGCUUUGUUUGAGUUUCUGUUUGCGUUUACUUCACGGUUCCUUUUCCUCCGUUCCACUUUGCCUUGGUUUCGUUCCUUCCUGCAUACCCACCUUAUUCUUUUCAUAUCUCUUUUCUGUUCUUUUAGUUUCCACCCUUCAGCCAAGCAUAUGCUCUGCCCCCUCUCAUCCCCAGUCUCCUCCUCCUGCCUCUAGUAACUGUGGUGCUCCUGCCUCUGGUGUCGUGCUCCCCCCACUACCUCAAGCCAGCGCUGUCUCUUCAGCACCCGCUGUCCCUGAGCCCGCCAUUCCAUCCCCUUUCCUGUCCCAGGGGAGAGCCAGGGAGCCCCCACAGUUCCUGCACAGGCACUCUGCCUCUGAGCUGCCAGCAGCCCCAGGUUCCUCCCCUCCACCCUGCCCAAAUGGCAGGACUGUCAUGCCAGGCAUCAGGCGCACCUCGCUGUCUCCACCUCCUCUCCAUCCUUCCCAUUUUCCCCUUCCCUCUCACCAGCCUCUCAGGGGCUCUUCUCUUCCCUGCUCUCCUCAGCCUUCUUCUCCCUCUGCCACAAAUGCACCAUCUCUGCAGAGGGGUGAUGCCCUGCAGCCCCGUGGUCCCACCAUCCUGCCUGUGAUUCCUGUCCCACCCGACAGGGUCAGGGCACCCACAGACAAAGCAGGGUGGGAGACCUCAGCAAAUGUACCCCUGAGCAGCCAUCCUGAAGAACAAAUUGCUUUAGGUCCCCCUGGAACCCAGGUGAAAAGUGUGGAUGGGUCCUUCUUUCCACACCUAGGAGCUGCGCCCUGCUGCCCGCUGCCCACCAUCGCCAGCCCCCCCGGCUCCUCUGGCCAGGCUCCCUCCCCAGCCUCCCUUGUGUCACCUUGUCCUGCACAGCAGUGCUGCCAGCCCAUGUCACACUGUCUUCCAUUGCCUCCCCCCCACGCUGCUGUGUCUGAGGUGGCUAUGCCCAGGAGGACUCCUCCUUACAUGACAUCAUCAGCCAUUGCCCACUUGAGCCCAGCGCUUCCACCCGGCCACCCCAGCGCUGCGGGGAUCCCCGCUUCCUCCGGGGGGCCGCCGCCGCCGCCGCCGCCGCCCGUGCCGCCGCCGCCGCUGGGCGCCGCGCCGCCGCCGCCGCCGCCGCUGCCGGCCGGGGCUGGCCCGGGGGCCGCCGCUGAGGACGGCUCGGUGUCGGGGCUCGCAGCAGCGCUGGCCGGUGCCAAACUGAGGAGAGUCCAGCGGCCAGAAGAUGGUUCAGGAGGGUCCAGCCCCAGUGGGGUCUCUAAGAGUGAUGCCAAUCGAACAAGUAGCGGAGGAGGCGGAGGAGGACUGAUGGAAGAAAUGAAUAAAUUACUGGCAAAAAGGAGGAAAGCAGCGUCGCAGUCAGACAAGCCAGCUGACAAAAAGGAAGAGGAAAGCCAAAAUGAUGAUGCUAGCACCUCUCCUUCAACCAGUACACGAGGCUCUGCCCAGCAGCAGCAAAAUUCAUCAGACUCUGGGAAGAAGCCAUGGGAAAGGAGCAAUUCUGUUGAGAAGCCUGUAUCUUCAUUACUUUCUAGGAUGAAGCCAGUGAGCAGCAGCAAUGAUGUGGCUAUGGAUGCCUUAGAUUUUGAUCGGAUGAAACAGGAAAUAUUGGAGGAAGUUGUAAGAGAGUUACACAAAGUGAAAGAGGAGAUAAUUGAUGCCAUACGGCAGGAGUUGAGUAGAAUCAGUACAACAUAGUGAUUGAAAGCCUUUGGACGGUUCUAAGAGUGCUAGGAAGAUUGGAUCAUUUCUAAGUGUACCAAGGUCAUGCAAGAUGGUGACAGAGGACACCGGCACUGUCUUUGUUCUUACACCCUUUUUAUUAGCAGACUCAGCACACUUUGAAGCUUGCUGCUGCCUUGGAUUCGCUUCAUUUUACAAGUCUUAAUCUAAAGAUUAUUAAAUUUUAAAUUUCUGGAUUUUUUAGAUUUCAUCUGACACUGCACAUUGGAUUUGUCAGCCUUUUUUGUAUUUUGUAUUUGCUUAUUUAAAUGUAUUACCUUUCUUUUUAGUAGUAGAUAAGAACACACGUGAACCAUUUGCUUUUGAUAGAUGACUUCAAAGUAAUUUUACUAGUAGUCUGCAAUGUAAAUGAAGAUCCUUUGCCAACAGAAAUGUAUUGAGGCAUCACCAGAAGAAAGAGACAUGUUUAGUUGUCAGCCAACAAGUUCUUUGUCUCAGAGUUAUCACAAUAUUAAAAAAUGGUACGUCAGUGCAUCACAGUAUCUGUGUUCAUAUUGGUAAUAAACUGUUUAUUGUCCACACG